AACAACACUCAAACCCCACACAUUUCUCACAAUUAGUUCAUUUAAUUCAACAUUGGUGCUGUGCCACCCCACCAACAACCUCAACCCCCAUUCUCAAUUUAGUUAAUUUAAUUCAACAUUAAAAUACUAGAAGCGGAAUUCGAAAAUUGAACUCGGGACCUCCCGCACUCUAUAAUAUGGGACGUGGAUUUUCUUUGUGAUUGGUGCUGAGCCUAUCUAAUGGCGGUUUCUUCUACUUCAUUCGUGCAACCCCAAUUAAGAAGCUUUGGCCAUGGCUUGAGGCCUGCGCAUUCCCCUGGAAAUUCUCUCUUUUUUUCUUCUUCUCCUUCGUCUUCUUCUGCAGUCAUGUUUGGUUCGAGAACCAGUCCUAAAGGGAUUGUUUUCAACUCUUCUUCUAAUGAAUCUGGUUCUUUUAUGGAUGCCAAUGCAAGGCCCCAAACAUCGACUACCACAGCCUUCGAUUUGGUGUCUCGAGAAAUUGCCAUUCCAAAACGAUCAUUCAAAUGGCAAAGGGUAUUGCUGAAAGUGAGUGGGGAGGCGCUUUGUGGAAACCAUGAACAAAAUAUUGACCCAAAGAUUACGAUGUCCAUUGCAAGGGAGGUUGCUUCUGUUACUCGGCUUGGAAUUGAGGUUGCUAUUGUGGUUGGUGGAGGAAAUUUCUUUCGUGGAUCAUCUUGGGCAGGAUGCAGCGGUCUUGACCGUUCAUCUGCUGAUUACAUUGGCAUGCUUGCCACUGUUAUGAAUGCAAUUUUCUUGCAAGCAACCAUGGAGAGUAUCGGUAUCCCAACGCGUGUCCAAACUGCAUUUCGCAUGUCUGAAGUUGCAGAGCCAUACAUAAGGAGAAGAGCAAUCAGACAUUUAGAGAAAGGAAGAGUAGUUAUCUUUGCUGCAGGGAUUGGAAAUCCCUUCUUCACAACUGAUACAGCUGCUGCCCUUCGUUGUGCUGAAAUAAAUGCAGAGGUUGUUUUGAAGGCAACUAAUGUUGAUGGUGUCUACGAUGAUGACCCAAGACGAAAUCCAAAUGCUCGCCUCCUUGACACUCUGAGCUAUCACGAUGUAACAUCUAAGGAUCUUUCCGUCAUGGAUAUGACUGCAAUCACCCUUUGUCAAGAAAACAACAUACCCGUGGUUGUUUUCAACUUGACAAAGCCCGGUAAUAUAUCGAAAGCUAUCAUGGGUGAGAGGGUCGGUACUUUGAUCGGUGGGGAAUGGAAUUCAGCUACCAUUUAAAUGAUCUUUCCUUUUGGACUGGAUGGGACCAUGAUUGUCUGUGCAGAAGUCUCCUCAUGCAUGGGCAUACUGGAAUGCAUGUGAUGAUGCUUAUGGCAACGUUGAUGGUGAUGACGGUGAUUCAAUAUGUCAAAAUGUGGACUUUUGCUGCUGUUGCCGCCGCCGCCGCCGCCGCCACCAAGACACAAGAAAAAGGUGAAGUUUUAAGUUUUAUGGAGGAAAGCUGGAGCCUUGACCAUUGUAAUAAAGGCAUAGACGUCUUUUUUGCCAUCAACUUCUUGUGCUUAUACUGUAGCUGAUAUGUCCCUUCCACUUGCCAGAGGGUAGAAAUUUUGGACGGACCAAUCAUAUUGUAAAUAUCAGAUCCAUUGAAUCUCGAGAUGUUA
Molecule: messenger RNA, 1616 nt
Organism: Amborella trichopoda
Lineage: Eukaryota; Viridiplantae; Streptophyta; Magnoliopsida; Amborellales; Amborellaceae
Product: Amino acid kinase family protein
Biological process (GO): UDP biosynthetic process
Cellular component (GO): cytoplasm
Molecular function (GO): UMP kinase activity
Source: RefSeq, a predicted model, not a curated record